CACGCAGUCAAGCUCUGCUCGGCUGAGGACCAGAGACAUUGGCUCAGUGAGUGAGCUCGUGCUUCUUCGUCCGCGGGACCAGUCUUUUGGGCUACACACGGUUGAGCACUCGCCCCUCUGUCUCAUCCCAAGCUCCUAAAGCUUCCGUUUCCUCUUCAAGGUCUUGGCCUUUCAAAGGUAAGGAAAAAAGCAACCAUGUUUCUCAAAGUACAGUUGCCGUGGAAUGUGGUCAUCCCUGCUGAGAGCCUUGAUAUAAAAGGACUGAUGCUCCAAAAGUCAAUUGUGGUCCGCCUGCUGGAUGAAUUUGCAUCAAGAAAGGCAACCAAGGAUCUGGGAUACCUUCUUGCUCUCACAACUCUGGAGAGCAUAGGAGAGGGUAGGGUCAGGGAGCAUACUGGGGAUGUGCUGUUUCCAGUUGCUUUUAGCGGCAUCACCUUCAAGCUUUUCAGGGGAGAGAUUGCAGAGGGUGUUGUCCACAAAGUUCUGAAGCAUGGAGUUUUUCUGAGUUGUGGCCCAGUUGAAAACAUCUAUCUCUCUAAGCUGAAGAUGCCUGAUUAUGAUUAUGUGCCCGGGGAGAAUCCUGUAUUCAUGAAUAGCAAGAUGUCUAAAAUUGAGAAGGGCUCCACGGUUCGUUUCAUUGUCAUUGGGACUAAGUGGCUUGAAUCAGAAAGAGAAUUUCAGGCGUUGGUUGGUUUGCAUGCAGAUUAUCUAGGACCAGUUUCUUAGUUUGGUUACCUUCUAGCCAAUCCCUUCGUAGCAUAGUGUUUUUGCUGACUGUAUCAGUCUGUCUUUGGAAUGUUAAUAUCAUGUGAGUAACUUCGGAUCUUUCUCAGUAAAGGUUGAAGUCUGUUGCUGUUUUUCUUAGCAAGGAAUUAAUAUACACUUUUAUCCUGGAUAACUUGCUGUUCGCACUCUAAAACAGAUCAGUUCUAGCAUUUUUGUUUUUUAAUCCA
Molecule: messenger RNA, 953 nt
Organism: Prunus avium (sweet cherry)
Lineage: Eukaryota; Viridiplantae; Streptophyta; Magnoliopsida; Rosales; Rosaceae
Source: RefSeq, a predicted model, not a curated record